CUCGUGCGCACUGCAGACUCCUCCGCGCGUCCUCAACAGACCCAUCCUCCUCGAGGUCCGCGGCCUUCUCCUAUUGGCAGAGAGAAAAGCGGGCCUGCCUACAUUCUCGUCGCUAAUUGGACAGUAGAAUCUUCCCCUAGUUGCUAUUGGCCAACGCCCCUCCACAUCUUUGUUUUUGGGCAGACCCCGUUUUCCGCGCACGUGCACGCGGAUAAGUGGAGUUGUAAACGAAGCGCGCGCACUUUUCAGCACCAAUACCUCGUGGAUAGCAGCCAAGCAUAUUGGAGAGGAUUUUUGUUUAUUUAUUUUUUUGAGACAAGACGAAGAGGUGGUGGUUUGCGGCGCCAUAGACUUUUCGAGUUCGGUGGGAAACUUUGAUAGCGGUUCCGAGUCGUCGAGCGGAAAUACAAUCGCGGCGGGGCUUUAGCUUUGUUUGCCCGGCGACUCGAGCUGCAUCUCCGCUCAAAAAGGAGGGACGUUCUUCCGGGUAAAGACAUUUUUUUUCUCUCCUUGCCGAGACUCCACAAACUGCAGCUCGGUGAGACUAAAUGGCUGGAAGCAGAAGGAAACAGAGGUGAUAUUGAAGACUCGUCUUCGUCGCUGGUUCGGUCCAGUCAGCGGUUGAGUCGUGCUCUUGCCGCCGAGGUCUCCAUUGUCUGAGCAUCUCCGUGCCGCCAAACUCCCGCGCUGCCGCCACACACCUGCCGCCCCCACAGCGGUCUUCUCACCCACCCGAUUUUUACUCCAUUUUUUCUCUGAAUUUUUCGGGCCCCACACUUCCAACCAUGUGCUCUCGGAUUUGGUUCGUGACCGACCGGCGCAUCCACCAGGAAUACCCCCAAGUCCAGAUCCUCCGGGCGCUGAAGGAUCGCUGCGCCGAAGAGGAUGUGGAAUUCCGCUCCCUUCUCAUGGAUCAGAUCGUGCUUACGAUCAGUCAGGGCCAAUUAGGUCUGCGAGUGGAUCAGGAGCUGGUGACCUCCUAUCCACAGGUGGUGGUGGUGCGCGUGCCCACGCCCUGGGUUCAGUCUGAUAGUGACAUCACCGUGCUGCGCCACCUGGAGAAGAUGGGCUGUCGGCUGAUCAACCGGCCCCAGGCCAUACUAAACUGCGUCAACAAGUUCUGGACCUUCCAGGAACUUGCUGGCCACGGGGUGCCUCUUCCUGACACCUUCUCUUACGGUGGGCACGACAACUUCCGUAAGAUGAUUGACGAGGCGGAGCCCCUGGGUUACCCCGUGGUGGUGAAGAAUGCACGUGGGCACAGAGGAAAGGCCGUGUUCCUGGCACGAGACAAACACCACCUGACGGAUCUGUGCCACUUGAUCCGCCACGACACCCCCUACCUGUUUCAGGAGUAUGUCAAGGAGUCGCACGGGCGGGACGUGCGGGUGGUGCUGGUGGGCGGCCGUGUCAUCGGCUCCAUGCUGCGCUGCUCCACUGACGGACGCAUGCAGAGCAACUGCUCCCUGGGUGGUGUUGGUAUGAUGUGCCCCCUGAACGAGCAGGGCAAGCAGCUCGCCAUCGAGGUGUCCAACAUCCUCGGCAUGGAUGUGUGCGGCGUCGACCUCCUGCAGCUCAACGACGGCUCCUUUGUGGUGUGCGAGGCCAACGCCAACGUGGGCUUCAUCGCCUUCGACCAGGCCUGCGGCAUGGAUGUAGCAGGGAUUGUCGCGGACUUUGCUCUUUCCAACCUCCCCAGCCGCCUCACCCGCAAGAUGUCCCUGCUGUCGGUGGUUUCUAGCACCAGCGAGACCAGCAGCGAGCCCGAGGUCUGCAUCGUACCUGCCGCCGGCGGCUCGCUGCCAGAGGCCGUCUGCAACAUGAGCGUAGGAUCCACUUCGAGCGAGAGUGACCCGGAGCUAGCCGAGCCCUCCCAGAUGUCGUCCCGCCAGUCCACGCCCCCCUCCCUGCCCGACCUCCCCGACCUGCCAGAUCCAACCUACAACUUUAACACCCUCCUGGCCAAUGAAAUCAAGCUAUUGACUGAAACGUUCCUUGUUUUCUUCCUAAUUUCCAGUGUUUUUGAAGAGAAGACAUUUGUGUGCACUAAUAUUGUCUCAAUAAAGUGACACCGCUGUGAAGUUGAUUUUAUUUUCCCCUUUUGUUGUGGGCCAAAACUUACUGUCUACUAAUUAAACUGGGCCCCGCUGGAGGUGGGGGGGAUUGGGUGGAGGGGUCGGGGGGUGCCAACACUACAUCUGCCAAACAAGAGAGGCGGGGGGGCUCUGGCUGCAUCGCCGAUUACAGUACUGCCGUGAUGAUGUCCAUGAAAUCCAAUGUUGCAGACGGACUGUGAAACUUGUUUGUGUGUCAACAUUCCUGGCUGAUGGGUUGGGGGGGGGGCUGGCGGGGUCCAUCACAUGUGGGUGAACUAUCUCCUGUAGUUGUCCCUAUCUAGUGUUUGUCUCUGUAUUGAAGCCUUUUGUUAUUCCUCAUCGUGUACAAAAAUGUAAACACGAGCUCCCGUGUUUGUGCAAAGACGUCGAUGGGCGGCUGGAGGGAAGAAUCAAACGCUAACUUCAGUCUCCUGAUUUUAUUUUUUUUUGUUGGGAUUGAAUGUGCACAACGUGCUGCAGGUUAGUUAAACAGUGACUCAGCAUUUCUCUAGCUUCUGUGGCGAUGAUCUGAAGAUCAUGAAUAUCAGUAGAGAAGAAAAUGGCGCCGUUUCCGUGUGUUGGGAUGCGUUUACUGACCAGAGGACAGAGCACAAGGUGACUGUUAAAUUCCUGCUGCUGAUGUAUGUUUGGUUCUAAAGGGAAGAUGUUGUCAUAGUUUUCCUCCUGGAAUCAGAAUGCCAAAACAUUGGAGAAGGGAAGCUGGUGUUCAGUGAAGUAAUAUUUAAAAUCAAUAAAUCAUGUCUUACGCAUGUAAAUAAAGAUUCAACCACGAGGUACAUUUUGUCCAUCAGAAUCAAACCUGAGGUUUGCCAAAAGACGGACUGUUUUGUCAGGGGGAAAAGGUGAAACAUUUUUGCAGAAUAAUUGAGCUCUCUGAUAUAUAUAUAAAUAUAUAAAUUUUAUUUCUGUUCUUUUAUUUUGACAGUGUUAAGAAAUAAACCACCAAAAUCAUGUAACUCACAGUUGUUUAAAAUUGUGUAAAGAUAGAUCUUUUUUUUUUUUUUUAGAAUAAAUAAAGUCAUUAUU
This is a messenger RNA of Oryzias melastigma (Indian medaka), 3143 nucleotides long. RefSeq names its product ribosomal modification protein rimK-like family member A (gene rimkla). Gene Ontology annotation, molecular function: ligase activity, forming carbon-nitrogen bonds; metal ion binding; ATP binding. The record is from RefSeq and is a predicted model, not a curated record. The transcript has 6 exons. Gene Ontology annotation, biological process: protein modification process. Bases 786 to 2069 code for a protein of 427 amino acids. Gene Ontology annotation, cellular component: cytoplasm. Lineage: Eukaryota; Metazoa; Chordata; Actinopteri; Beloniformes; Adrianichthyidae.